Lemur catta (Ring-tailed lemur) is the source of this 3375-nucleotide messenger RNA. RefSeq names its product myelin transcription factor 1 (gene MYT1). Lineage: Eukaryota; Metazoa; Chordata; Mammalia; Primates; Lemuridae. The record is from RefSeq and is a predicted model, not a curated record. Gene Ontology annotation, biological process: regulation of transcription by RNA polymerase II. Gene Ontology annotation, molecular function: RNA polymerase II cis-regulatory region sequence-specific DNA binding; zinc ion binding; DNA-binding transcription factor activity, RNA polymerase II-specific. Gene Ontology annotation, cellular component: nucleus.
AUGAGCUUCGAAAACGAUGACAAGCGCGCUCGCACCCGGUCCAAGGCCCUGCGAGGACCCCCGGAGGCUGCAGCCGCAGACCUCAGCUGCCCCACGCCGGGAUGCACAGGCUCGGGACACGUCCGGGGCAAGUACUCCAGGCACCGAAGUUUGCAGAGCUGCCCUCUGGCCAAGAAGAGGAAGCUGGAGGGAGCCGAGGCCGAGCACCUGGUGUCCAAGAGGAAGUCGCAGCCCCUGAAGCUGGCUCUGGACGAGGGCUUUGGUGUGGACAGCGACGGCAGCGGGGACACGGAGGUGAAGGACGCCUCUGUUUCAGAUGAAUCGGAAGGAACUCUGGAGGGCGCCGAGGCCGAGAUGUCUGGACAGGAGGAGAUUCAUCGUCCCGAGCCAGCUGAAGGAAGGAGCCCCCUCAAGUCCCAUUUUGGACCCAGCCCCAUCACCAGCCCCACUGGCUCCUCCAAGGGCAGCUACGGCAGCUACAAGGGAAUCAUUGCAACUUCUCUGCUCAACUUGGGCCGAAUUGCUGAGGAGACCCUGGUGGGGGAGGACCUGGGCCAAGUGGCCAAGCCGGGCCCCAGCAUUGUGCACCUGCUCCAGGAGGAGGCUGUGGAGGGAGCCACCAGUGACGAGGGGGAAAAGGACCUCUUCAUCCAGCCGGAGGAUGCGGAGGAGGUCGUUGAAGUCACCAGCGAGCGUUCCCAGGAGCUGUGUCCCCAGUCCCUGGAGGAUGUGGCCAGUGAGGAGUCCAGCAAGCAGAAAGGCAUCCUGGGUCACGAGGAGGAGGAGGAGGAGGAGGACGAGGAGGACGAGGAAGAGGAGGAGGAGGACGAGGAGGAGGAGGAGGAGGAGGAUGAAGAAGAAGCAGAGGAAGAGGAGGAGGAAGGGGAGGAGGGCGAGGAGGGGGCGGCUCCCGAUGUGAUCUUCGAGGAAGAUGCCUCCCACGCCUCUGCCCAGAAGGCCCCCGAGCUCCGGCGCCCAGAGCCGCUCAGUCCCAAGCCUGAGUACUCUGUCAUCGUGGAGGUCCGCUCGGACGACGACAAGGACGAGGACACAGGCUCCCAGAAAUCGGUGGUCACGGACGAGUCGGAGAUGCACGACAUGAUGACCCGGGGGAACCUGGGCCUCCUGGAGCAGGCCAUCGCCCUGAAGGCCGAGCAGGUGCGCGCCGUGUGCGAGCCAGGCUGCCCCCCUGCCGAGCAGAGCCCGCUGGGCCUGGGCGAGCCAGGGAAGGCGGCGAAGCCCCUGGACUCCAUGCGGAAGAGCUACUACAGCAAAGACCCUUCAAGAGCUGAGAAGCGUGAGAUCAAGUGUCCGACACCGGGCUGCGAUGGCACCGGCCACGUGACUGGGCUGUACCCUCACCACCGCAGCCUGUCUGGCUGUCCCCACAAGGACAGGAUCCCCCCCGAGAUCCUGGCCAUGCAUGAGAACGUGCUGAAGUGCCCGACCCCCGGCUGCACGGGGCAGGGCCACGUGAACAGCAACCGCAACACGCACAGAAGUUUAUCUGGCUGUCCCAUUGCUGCUGCCGAAAAAUUAGCCAAAUCUCAUGAGAAGCAGCAGCCGCAGACGGGAGACCCUUCCAAGAAUAGCUCCAAUUCAGAUCGAAUCCUCAGGCCCAUGUGCUUCGUGAAGCAGCUCGAGGUCCCUCCGUACGGGAGCUACCGGCCCAGUGUGGCUCCUGCCACGCCCAGGGCCAACUUGGCCAAGGAGCUGGAGAAGUUCUCCAAGGUCACCUUCGACUACGCAAGUUUCGAUGCUCAGGUUUUCGGCAAACGCAUGCUUGCCCCAAAGAUUCAGACCAGCGAAACCUCACCUAAAGCCUUUCAAUGCUUCGACUACUCCCACGACGCAGAGGCGGCCCACAUGGCGGCCACCGCCAUCCUGAACCUCUCCACGCGCUGCUGGGAAAUGCCUGAGAACCUCAGCACGAAGCCACAGGACCCCGCCGGCAAGUCUGUGGACAUCGAGGUCGACGAGAACGGAACCCUGGACCUGAGCAUGCACAAGCACCGCAGGCGGGAAAACGCCUUCCCCGGCGGCAGCAGCUGCAGCAGCAGCCCCGGCGUGAAGUCUCCGGACGCCGCCCAGCGCCAGAGCAGCGCCAGCGCCCCCAGUAGCUCCAUGACCUCACCCCAGUCCAGCCAGGCCUCCCGCCAGGACGAGUGGGACCGGCCCCUGGACUACACCAAGCCCAGCCGUCUGAGAGAGGAGGAGCCGGAGGAGUCAGAGCCAGCAGCCCAUUCUUUUGCUUCUUCUGAAGCAGAUGACCAGGAAGUGUCGGAAGAGAAUUUUGAGGAGCGGAAGUACCCGGGGGAAGUCACCCUGACCAACUUUAAGCUGAAGUUUCUCUCCAAGGACAUAAAGAAAGAGCUGCUCACGUAAGUCCCCGCUGUCCCCACCCCCGGCUGUGACGGCAGUGGCCACAUCACCGGGAACUAUGCCUCCCACCGCAGCCUCUCUGGUUGCCCUCUUGCUGACAAGAGCCUCAGAAACCUCAUGGCUGCCCACUCUGCUGACCUCAAGUGCCCCACGCCCGGCUGUGAUGGCUCCGGCCACAUCACUGGGAACUACGCUUCUCACCGCAGCUUGUCAGGCUGCCCUCGUGCCAAGAAAAGCGGAGUGAAAGUGGCCCCCACCAAGGACGACAAGGAGGACCCCGAGCUGAUGAAGUGCCCGGUUCCAGGCUGUGUGGGGCUUGGCCACAUCAGCGGUAAAUACGCCUCUCACAGAAGCGCGUCCGGCUGCCCGCUGGCUGCCCGGAGGCAGAAAGAAGGUUCCCUCAAUGGCUCGUCGUUCUCCUGGAAGUCCCUGAAGAACGAGGGGCCAACCUGCCCCACCCCCGGCUGUGAUGGCUCUGGCCAUGCCAAUGGGAGCUUCCUCACCCACCGAAGUUUGUCAGGCUGUCCCAGAGCAACAUUUGCUGGAAAGAAGGGAAAACUCUCAGGGGAAGAGGUUCUCAGCCCGAAGUUCAAGACCAGUGACGUGCUGGAGAAUGACGAGGAGAUCAAGCAGCUGAACCAGGAGAUCCGAGACCUGAACGAGUCCAACUCGGAGAUGGAGGCCGCCAUGGUGCAGCUGCAGUCCCAGAUCUCCUCCAUGGAGAAGAACCUGAAGAGCAUCGAGGAGGAGAACAAGCUCAUCGAGGAGCAGAACGAAGCCCUGUUUCUGGAGCUGUCUGGCCUGAGCCAGGCCCUCAUCCAAAGUCUCGCCAAUAUCCGCCUUCCGCACAUGGAGCCAAUAUGCGAACAGAAUUUCGAUGCCUAUGUGAGCACACUCACCGACAUGUACUCCAACCAGGAGUGCUACCAGAACCCUGAGAACAAGGACCUCCUGGAGAGCAUCAAGCAGGCCGUGAGGGGCAUCCAGGUCUAG